CGUUGCAGCUGAUUCGAUAAAAGUUAAUUUUUUAAAGACAUUUUUAUUUAGUUUACUAAUGGUUUCGGAAUUAAAUAGGCUGUGUUAUUUAUUCAGUAAUAUUGUCAGAUCUCACAGUAGGCGUGGCACAGCGAUAUUAAGUUCGCAAGUAAAAAAUAUGAGCACGUGCCAAAACUCAUGUGGCGAUCAAUCGGACAUCGUUUGGAUGGACCUGGAAAUGACCGGACUGGAUGUAGACAACGAUCAAAUAUUGGAAGUCUCCUGCAUUAUAACUGACAAGCAGCUCAAUGUUAAGUCAGAGGGUCCAUGUUUCGCCAUAAAACAUGCCCAGCAUGUCUACGAUAACAUGAACGAAUGGUGCAUCAAACAUCACAACGAAUCUGGUCUAGUCGAGAGAUGUAAAAACUCUCAGGUUACUCCCGAGAUGGCUGAGAACAUAAUCCUAUCGUACCUUAAGGAAAACAUCCCAAAGCGAAAGUGUCCGUUGGCUGGAAACUCUGUUUAUAUGGAUCGUUUAUUUCUACGAAAAUAUUACCCCAAGGUUGAUGAAUAUUUGCACUAUCGUAUCAUUGAUGUUUCAACUGUUAAGGAACUGGCCAGCCGAUGGUAUCCAGAGAUUAUUAAAGCCGCUCCAAAUAAGGUAUUAGCUCAUCGAAGUCUUGAUGAUAUCAAAGAGAGCAUAUCUGAAUUGAAAUACUAUAAGGAGCAUUUAUUUAAGUAAAUUUCAAUAUCGUUAUUGUACAGUGGCGCGGCAGUAAUUAACCUAACACACAUCGAUAAGCCAUUUGUACUGAACAGAAUAGUCGAUAAAUUUUGCAAUUGGCGCCAAUUUUGAUCGAUAUGCGCUAAUUGUUUCUGUUGACAGUUCGUAUAUGGCGCCAAUUUCGAAUAUUCGCAUAAGUUAAUAACUAGGCGCCACCUUGUAUAUUGGUAAAGAUAAAUGUAAAAUUUAAUUAGUACGAAAAUGCAAGCAAAAAUAAAACUCUAUGAUUAGAAACAAAAAUA
Molecule: messenger RNA, 1005 nt
Organism: Drosophila innubila
Lineage: Eukaryota; Metazoa; Arthropoda; Insecta; Diptera; Drosophilidae
Product: probable oligoribonuclease
Exons: 1
Coding region: 59-721 (220 amino acids)
Cellular component (GO): mitochondrion
Molecular function (GO): nucleic acid binding; 3'-5'-RNA exonuclease activity
Source: RefSeq, a predicted model, not a curated record